CACACAGAAGAAGAGGAACCGAAGCUUACGUCCGACGAGAGAAGAGAGGCGAGGAAGGGAAUGGAGUAUACGAGGGACGAGUACGGCAACCCGAUCCGCACGGACGAGUACGGCAACCCGCUGCCGGUGAACCAAGGGUAUGGAAUUGGCGCCGGCGCCGCCACCAAGGAGCAGCACCACUGUGGCGGCACCGGUGGUCUUCACCGCUCCGGCAGCUCCAGCUCGUCUGAGGACGAUGGGCAAGGGGGUCGGAGAAAGAAGAAGGGAUUGAAGGAGAAGGUCACGGAGAAGCUGCCGGGUGGGCACAAGAGCGAGAAGGUGCACAAGGAGCCGGAGACCGGCACUGGCACUGGAGAACAGCACGAGAAGAAGGGAUUGAUGGAGAAGAUCAAGGAGAAGCUGCCCGGCCACCACAAGGAGUAGAUCAGCUGACAUUGUAGUCGUAAA
Musa acuminata subsp. malaccensis (wild Malaysian banana) is the source of this 447-nucleotide messenger RNA. Its product is annotated as dehydrin Xero 1-like. Gene Ontology annotation, biological process: response to abscisic acid; cold acclimation; response to water deprivation. Lineage: Eukaryota; Viridiplantae; Streptophyta; Magnoliopsida; Zingiberales; Musaceae. Gene Ontology annotation, cellular component: cytosol. The record is from RefSeq and is a predicted model, not a curated record.